AUGACAGAAGAGGACCUGCAGCCAGAUUGGGGGCGGUUUAAUGAGGGGACAUUGAGUAACCUACUUGAUCAACUUGAUAGGAUAUAUUCUUCCAAUAAUUUGCUUGUUCUCGAUCCAGUACUAUCGCCAUUACUCAAUCGACUAACAUCUUUUCUGGUGAUAAAGGAACACGGGAAAUGUCAAAACGUAACAUGGCUAGAUGACGAGUCGGUUGUCAUACCGGCUAAUGUUUUAUCGAAAUAUUCGAGUUUGGUCUUAUUGAUAUCCGAGUCGAUAGAGAACCUUGCAAAGGUUAAAAAGUGCAUUCAUGCAAUCCAGAAGAACGUACAUGCGUUGAAAUAUUAUGUUAUCGUUAAAGGUUUGACUAGAUCUUUCUUAUACCAAAUCAAUCAAGCAUUCGAUGGUAUUAACGAGUUUGAUAAAAUUUUGAGCUUGCCCGAUUUGUCCAAACCAAUUGCCAUAACAUCAAAAAUUAAAAUAUUCAGGUGGGCCAAUGAGCCAAUAUAUACAGAUGGCACAUUUAUCACUGAUUCUGGAUACCUCGCAGGAAUUGACGACUACUUUGAAAAACCUUUGAGACAAAACAACCAAUUAACAGAUGCCUUGGUGAAAUUGCUAUUUAUGGGCAUACAUCAUGGAGAAAAGCAUCGUCAUUUGUUUAAAUUACGAAACGUAUAUGGAAAAGGAAACAACUCUGAGCUACUUAUAAACAUGUUGAUGAAAUCAAAAAUCCCGAGCUUUUUGAAUGAGCAUAUGUCACAGACCGAAAUUGAAUUCUACAAAGAUAAACUACACAGUAACACAGAUUUGGUUGUUCUAGAAAGAAAUCUCGACUUUUUCCCUGUGCUUUUCAACCAGUUGAACUACCAUGGUAUUGUUGAUGAUAUGUUUGGUAUAAACUUUGAAAAUAUUGUCAAAAUAGAUAAAGAAGUGUCAAAGGAUUUAUCGCGUGAUGAAUUGUACAAUCAAGACUUGAAGCACUUGAAUUUUUCAACAGUUGGUGCAAGAUUGAACAAACUUGCCAAAUAUAUCAAACAGAGAUUUGAAGACACGGGGCACAAAAAUGACCCGAAUAUAAGCGAGAUGAAGAACUUAGUUGCAACUUUGGGAACUCUAUCGGUGCAGCAAGAUUUGAUAAAGAAGCAUACAAUUAUUGGCGAGAGCAUUGUUGGCAUGGUUGAAGGUGAAUAUGAGAGGUUUUUGGCAUUUCAAAAUGAUAUCUUUGAAAUGGAUUAUAAACUACAAAUUUCCAAGCUAAAGUCCUUCAUCAACGGCAACUAUCCUAUUGAAAAUUUAUGGACUAUUCUCUUACUAAUAGGGUAUACCAAUGAUGGGAUUUUGAAUAAAGAUAUAGAAAAAAUAUCUAUGGAGAUGCAGGAUAACUAUGGGUUAGAAGCAGCUUUAUCUUUGCAGAAGUUGAUACAUCUCAAAUUGAUAAGAGUGAUCAAUGACUCAAGUAAUGACUUUUUUACGUCGCUUGGGUUGACUAGUCAGAAAAAGAAAAUCGCAGUGCAACAGUCUAGCGAGGAAGAUGACGGUGAUAUGGGGAUAAGUGGGGGCAAAGACGUAUUCAAGAGCAAUUAUACAUUAAUUAAUAAAUUUUGGAACCUACAUCCAUUACAGGAGGAUGAGUUUGACACCAAAGAAAGUACUUUUGAGGCAUCCGAAAGCAAGCAAGAACUGACAUCUCUUAUGAACUUAUACCCAACACCAUCAUUCACCCUACCUGGAAACACGGUCCCCUUGAUCUAUCGAUUGGUUGAAUCUCUAUAUUUUCGGGACUUUUUGAAAUAUAAACCGACAAACAACAUAAAGAGAAGGCCCAAUUGGGAUAAUCUUGGACUAAAUGCCAUGUUUGCGGGAAAGAUGGUGGAUAUGGAUUUAGAGAAUGCCAAUGACGACAAGCUGAAAUAUUUGAUUAUUGUUGUAAUUGGCGGCAUCACCAGAAGCGAACUUACUUGUUUGAAAUAUUUAGAGGAAAGGUUCAAAAGAAAAGGGACACCAAAGGAAAUUAUAGUAUUGACCAGUGGAAUUAUCAACCAUCAUAAGCUAUGGCGGUAUCUAGACCAAUAG
Messenger RNA from Lodderomyces oxycetoniae, 2073 nucleotides. RefSeq names its product tethering complex ATP-binding subunit (gene VPS33). Lineage: Eukaryota; Fungi; Ascomycota; Pichiomycetes; Serinales; Debaryomycetaceae. Bases 1 to 2073 code for a protein of 690 amino acids. The transcript has a single exon. The record is from RefSeq and is a predicted model, not a curated record. Gene Ontology annotation, cellular component: CORVET complex; fungal-type vacuole. Gene Ontology annotation, biological process: intracellular protein transport; vesicle-mediated transport.